Messenger RNA from Betta splendens (Siamese fighting fish), 2421 nucleotides. RefSeq names its product SEH1-like (S. cerevisiae) (gene seh1l). The record is from RefSeq and is a predicted model, not a curated record. Gene Ontology annotation, molecular function: structural molecule activity; protein binding. The transcript is spliced from 9 exons. The coding region runs from base 227 to 1474 and encodes 415 amino acids. Lineage: Eukaryota; Metazoa; Chordata; Actinopteri; Anabantiformes; Osphronemidae. Gene Ontology annotation, cellular component: nuclear pore outer ring; Seh1-associated complex. Gene Ontology annotation, biological process: cellular response to amino acid starvation; positive regulation of TORC1 signaling.
UUAUUUCCUAAGUUUGACAUUCUUUUAACAUACACAGUUAAAAAUUAAACGUUUAUUACAAUUGGUAUAGAGCGCCCCUCUGUGGUCUCUACCGGUGCACACGGUCCGCUCUUCACGCCACGAUACGGGUACCCGCCAAACGUACGUACACUGUAAACACGUGACAGGCCUGUUAGCCGGCUAGUUUAGCUUGAGAUAGCGUUGCGGGCACAUUUUAUUUACAGUCAUGUUUGUAGCGCGUAGCAUCGCAGCUGACCAUAAAGAUCUAAUUCACGAUGUGUCGUAUGACUUCCACGGUCGGAGGAUGGCAACUUGUUCCAGUGACCAAAGCGUGAAGGUUUGGGAUAAAACUGAAAAUGGAGAGUGGCACUGCACGGCCAGUUGGAAGACACACAGUGGAUCAGUGUGGCGAGUGACCUGGGCCCAUCCAGAAUUUGGGCAGGUUCUCGCUUCCUGCUCCUUUGAUAGGACUGCUGCUGUUUGGGAAGAGAUUGUAGGCGAGUCUAAUGAUAAACAAAGAGGACUGAGCCACUGGAUAAAAAGAACCACAUUAGUGGACAGUAGAACGUCAGUGACUGAUGUAAAGUUUGCGCCUAAGCACAUGGGCCUGAUGUUAACCACAUGUUCUGCGGAUGGAGUGGUGAGGAUAUACGAGGCUCCUGAUGUGAUGAACCUGAGUCAGUGGUCCUUGCAGCACGAGAUAUCCUGCAAGCUCAGCUGCAGCUGCAUCUCUUGGAAUCCUUCCAGCUCUCGUGCCCACCCACCAAUGUUUGCAGUAGGGAGUGAUGACAACAAUGUAUCAUGUGGAGGGAAGGUUCAGAUUUAUGAAUACAAUGAAAACACAAGGAAAUAUUCUAAAGCGGAGACACUGAUGACUGUCACUGAUGCAGUGCAUGACAUUGCGUUUGCUCCAAACCUGGGAAGAUCUUUUCACGUCCUCGCCAUUGCAACAAAAGAUGUUCGAAUCUUUAAGCUUGUUCCAAUGAGGAAGGAAAGCACCUCUACAGGACCCACCAUGUUUGAGGUGCAGAUUGUGGCUCAGUUUGACAACCAUAACUCUCAAGUGUGGCGUGUGAGCUGGAACAUCACCAGCACCCUGCUGGCCUCAUCCGGGGAUGAUGGCUGUGUGCGGCUCUGGAAAGCCAAUUACAUGGACAACUGGAAGUGCACGGGUAUUCUGAAGGGAGAUGGCAGCCCGCUCACUGGUUUAUCUGGUCAGCCCACAGCCAUGAGCACCAUGAUGGGUUCCUCUGUUCAGACCUCCCAGAAUGCAAUAAACGGGAUGUCUGCAGGAAGGUAUUUUUUCCCACCCCUGGAACCUCCUACAGUGGGGACCCGAUAUGGUCACCUGCUACCUCCCUCGUCCCUCAUAGAGCACUGUGAGGCUGAGCCCGUUCAGCCUCAGCCACUGGCUCUUCCCCACAGACUGUCCUCUAAAACACUGCUGUCCUUACCAGAGGCUGAGGGGCAGUAAUUUUGCUGGAUUUUAGUUCAAAUGAGCUGGGGAAAGAAAUGAGCUGCAAAACUGCCAUUCUGUUGUAAUAAAGAUCUUAUUUUUUUAUUAGUUUUUACAUGUAGUUUUUUGGCUAUAAGUUGGAAUAAGAUGCUUGAAAAUGUAACAUUUGUGUGGUUGGACUUAUUUUAGAAAACCAUCUCUUUAAUUUUAUUCCAAUUCUAUGGUUAAUGGUGUCCAUGUAAAAUAAUAUGAAAAAUAAAACUUUGCAAUAUAAUCUAUUCUAUUGUGAUUAUGCACUGUAAAAGAAUAAUUUCUGUACAGUAUAUAUCUGUUAUUUUAUUUGGUUGUGAAGAUCGAUGGAAAAUUGACUGUCUGACACAUUCAGUCCCUGCAGAGGAUAUAUUGGUCACUAUUACACAAUGCUCAUGGAUAUUUAAAAUUACACACAGUGGAAGAUGAAAUGGACACUGUGCGUUAUUAAAAGAAUGCUGUCAAAUAUUUCCGUUCACAAGAGGCAAAAUUCAUUCAGGAAUGACACUCUGGCAUGCGAACAUCCGAUGCAUGACUCAUUAUCUAUUUUUAUGUUAAUACGACUGAUAAAUUGGGUCCAUUUGAUCAAAAUAACUUUCAGGAGGAGCUCUGUUUAGGUUCAGUCAUUGUGUCAUUUAUGUUUGAACAGUUUCCUUGUGUUUUGGAGAAACUAAAUGAUCCUUACCUUACUGUGCAGGUACGGGAAAUAUGGAAUGUGGGUUAAAUUGUGUGCAAAUAUACCUUCGAUCUACAACAUAGAAUAAAUAAACAGUCAUUGUCAUCAGUUUGGGAGGACGAUACGAUGUCAUUGCAUGCCUCUUCAUCUGAAUAUCUGGAAUGUGCUGGCUGCCACUUCUCCGCAGGCAGCUGUCUGGCAGACUUUCCUGCAGCUGCUUGAGCACAUGACAAAUAAACUCCCCACUUGGCUAAUCGCA